Molecule: messenger RNA, 1149 nt
Organism: Saprolegnia parasitica CBS 223.65
Lineage: Eukaryota; Oomycota; Saprolegniomycetes; Saprolegniales; Saprolegniaceae
Exons: 2
Coding region: 1-1149 (382 amino acids)
Cellular component (GO): nucleus
Molecular function (GO): nucleic acid binding; exonuclease activity
Source: RefSeq, a predicted model, not a curated record
AUGUCAUCGCCCGAGACGACCUCGAAGCGCACGCGCUCGGACGAGCCCGAGUCGACGGCGAAGAAGACCAAGAUCUCGCGCACAUAUGAGGACCUCGUGGCCCUCAGCAAGGCCGACCCGCGCUUCGCCGAGCGCUUUGAGGGCCGGCCGAAGAGCUGGGUCUCGACCGCGACCAUGAAGAAGAGCUCCAAGGCGCAGUACAAGCGCGUCGUCGCGCUCGAUUGCGAAAUGUGCGUGACGAUAAGCUCGAGGAGAGACGACCGCGACUCGAAGGCCUUGGUGCGCGUGACGCUCAUCGACGGCGAGGACCCGGAUGUGAUUCUCGUCGACCUCAUCGUGCACCAGCCGCCGGUGGGCCGCAUCAUCAUUGACUACAAGACCAACGUCCAUGGCCUCACGGGCGAGCUCAUUUACAGCUCCAAGAUUGACGUGGCCCGCGCGCGCAAAGAAGUGCUCAAGUACAUGGGCCCCGACACGAUCCUCGUCGGCCACAGUGUCGACGGCGAUUUGGCGAGUCUGCUAAUCAGUCACACCAACGUCAUUGACACGGCGCUCAUCUACAAGCGCAUCGACGUGCCCGAGCUGAGGAGUACGCCGGGCCUUCGCGACCUCACGCAGCAGCUGCUCAAAAUCGAGAUGCCGCCGAUCCACGACUCGUUCUUGGACGCCAAGAUGACGAUGCUCGCCGCCACGUAUGCGCUCACAAACCCGGUCGGCGAAGUGAUCGCGUACGAAGCGCCCACAUCGAAAUGGGGGCCGCCGACGCCGGUGCCCAUGGCUGUCGGAAAGCCAGCCGCUGCCCCGGUGACGAUGCCGCCGUCCGUCAAGACGAUCACGUCGCCGCCGUCCGUCGCGGCGACCACGUCGGCCACGCCCAGCGCCGUUGGCGUCUUCAGCCAAGACAUUCAAAACUACGUGACGACAACGACAUCGGUCGUGCCUGACAUGGUUGAAAACGUUGUCUUCAAGUCGCAGUGGGGUUCGAGCUCCGUGAUCUUUCCGUCGGCGGCGCAUGCCGACCUCGCCUUCGCGAUGCUGACAGGCGUCGAGUCGCGGGACCCUCUGGACCGCGUCGUCAAGGCGGUCGAGAUCACCAACAAGACUGGCACCGUCUUCAAGAAGAUCAAGAUCAUGACGGCCAAGAGAUAA